Manduca sexta (tobacco hornworm) is the source of this 1701-nucleotide messenger RNA. It is a transcript of the gene cn, whose product is annotated as kynurenine 3-monooxygenase. Gene Ontology annotation, cellular component: mitochondrial outer membrane. Gene Ontology annotation, biological process: quinolinate biosynthetic process; NAD+ metabolic process; L-tryptophan catabolic process. The record is from RefSeq and is a predicted model, not a curated record. Gene Ontology annotation, molecular function: kynurenine 3-monooxygenase activity; NAD(P)H oxidase H2O2-forming activity; FAD binding. NCBI's taxonomy places the organism in Eukaryota, Metazoa, Arthropoda, Insecta, Lepidoptera, Sphingidae. The transcript is spliced from 10 exons. The coding region runs from base 145 to 1560 and encodes 471 amino acids.
AUCUUUAUUGCUAGACACUAUCUGUUGCCGCGGUCUCUUUAGUGCACGUUUAGUCUCGACUAGUACGCAACCUGAAGAACACCUCCAGGUUAGACUUGCGUAAAAAUACGAUCAUAGUGAAAAAAAAUUUAUAAACAUUUUAGAAUGGCAAAUUUACAGAAUGGAUCCUCUAAAAAGAGGCUGGAUGUUGUAGUUGUGGGCGGUGGAUUGGUGGGGUCACUUGAAGCACUGUACUUAGCUAAAAGGGGGCAUCGAGUACGUCUCUACGAAUUUCGUGAAGAUAUUCGUAAAACCCCAGAAGUGAGGGGGAGGUCUAUUAACCUCGCACUGUCGAUACGCGGCCGCACUGCGCUCAGGGAUGUGGGGCUGGAGAAGCAUAUAGUCGAAAGCUAUGGGAUCCCCAUGUACGGCCGUCGGAUACACAGACUCGAUGGGUCUACUUACAACAUACCUUACGAUGCUAAUACUAAACAGGGCAUUUACUCCGUGGGACGUACUUACUUGAACAGUCUUUUGUUACAAGAAUCCGAAAGCUACGACAAUGUAGAAAGAUUCUUCCAUCAUAAAUUGAUUGAAGCGAAUUUACAUAAAGGCUCACUUACCUUCCUGAAGACCAAUACAAAUGAAACCGUUUCGGUCACUGCCGACCUUAUCAUUGGAGCCGACGGUGCAUAUUCGUCUGUGCGCAAGGCUAUGUUGAAGGAACCUCUGUUCGAUUUCAGCCAAAAGUACAUCGAACAUGGUUAUUUGGAGCUAUGCAUACCAGCCGACGAGAAUGGUGGAUUUCAGAUGCCGCCAAACUUCCUUCACAUCUGGCCGCGAGGCGAAUUCAUGAUGAUAGCACUUCCAAAUCAAGACUGUUCGUGGACAGUUACACUUUUUAUGCCUUUUAUAAAAUUCAAAAACUUGGACACAGAAGAAAAACUAUUGGACUUUUUCGAAGCAUACUUUCCUGAUUCAAUAAGUUUGAUUGGGCGGAAAAAGUUGCUUGAGGACUUCUUCGGUGGCAAACCUUCGCCUUUGGUGGCUAUCAAGUGUCGUCCGUAUAACGUAGAUAACAAAGUACUUCUGAUUGGCGACGCAGCGCAUGCCGUAGUCCCGUUCUACGGCCAAGGAAUGAACGCUGGUUUCGAAGACUGUUGGCUUCUUGAUAAAUUGAUGCAGAAACACAACGAUGAUCUUAGCAAAGUACUACCAGAAUUCUCGGAUACAAGAUGGGAGGAUACAUUUGCAAUAAGUGAUUUAGCUCUGUACAACUACGUGGAGAUGAGAGAUUUAGUAACACGACCGACGUACCUUAUUCGUAAGGCAUUGGAUGAUCUCUUGUCAUGGGCCUUGCCGACCGUCUGGGUGCCUCUGUACAACUCCGUCACAUUCUCGACGAUGCCAUACAGUCAAUGUGUCAAAAAUAGACAAUGGCAGGACAAGAUAUUGAAGAGGGCAUUUAUGAUUUUGGGAUUAUCAAUUCUUGCGGGCGGUGGAUAUUCCUACAAAAAUAAUAAUGUUACAAGUGAUAUGAUAUUGUUACCUAUUAGAAAUAUAUUUAAAAAGCUAUUUUAAGAAUAGCGUAAAGUAUUAUUGUAACUGUCGCCUUUUUCCGAGGUAGACGUUAAUAUCUACUUGACUAGUGUAGAUAUUGUCGAACAUUGUAUUUUUAAAAACUGUAUUACUAUUCCAAAUAAAGAUUUAUUAUAAUUAUUA